Molecule: messenger RNA, 462 nt
Organism: Habropoda laboriosa
Lineage: Eukaryota; Metazoa; Arthropoda; Insecta; Hymenoptera; Apidae
Exons: 2
Coding region: 1-462 (153 amino acids)
Molecular function (GO): nucleic acid binding
Source: RefSeq, a predicted model, not a curated record
AUGGCUAAUAGGCAAGCAACGAUAGGAAUAGAAGAAGAAAAAAAUGGGAACGAAGACACGUUGGCGCAGGAGCGCAUCGCUUGGCACUUAAUACCGCCAAGCGCUCCGCAUUUUGGCGGCCUAUGGGAGAGGGGGGUGCGAUCUGUAAAAACCCACUUGAAGAAGGUCGUCGGCGAGCAGAGGCUCACGUAUGAGGAGUUAUGCACCAUAUUAACGCAAGGUGAAGCCUGCCUCAACUCCCGUCCUCUGCACCCCAUAUCCACUGAUCCCAACGACCUGAACCCCCUCACGCCCGGUCACUUCCUCAUCGGAGAUGCGUUGAUGGCACUCCCACAACCGGAUCUAACUAAUGUAACUGAGACCAGAUUAAACAGGUAUCAACUGGUGCAGAAAACCAUACAACACUUCUGGAAGAGGUGGCAGCGGGAAUACCUCCACGGGCUGCAACAACGACACAAGUAG